Molecule: messenger RNA, 2651 nt
Organism: Culex pipiens pallens (northern house mosquito)
Lineage: Eukaryota; Metazoa; Arthropoda; Insecta; Diptera; Culicidae
Product: mucin-22-like
Exons: 2
Coding region: 548-2215 (555 amino acids)
Source: RefSeq, a predicted model, not a curated record
AUUUCGAGUCCGUUUGAGCAGGUCGUAAAACGGAGUGGCUCCUCUGGAUCAGGAUAAGCGUUUAAGCGGGUUCGAUUACCUGAAGACUUUCCAGCUUUGCCAGCUCUUGGAGACGGCGAUAAGGAAUUCUCUCGUCUGGCAGAAAGGUUCGCCAGCGUGAGUCAGAAAAGUCGGGAGGUUCAAACUCGAAGGUUUCUCCCGGACUGAACUCAACGCGGCAGCUGAUAAAACGUUGCGGCAGAUUUGACGCCGUCGUCGUUCGCCGCCGUACCGGGCCCUGGGAAAUUACUACCUUUCGGGUAUCGGAAUGAUGUGUCGUGUUCUGUGACGAGUACUUGUGAUGGUAUUGUAGGGGGUGUAAAUUGGCAAUCAAGUGCGAACCUUUUUUUUCCAAUACGGAAGAUGGUGGCUUAAUAAAGCGGGCCCUAUUUAUUGGCAAGGAUUCAGUUGUUCUCGAGCGAUACGGGUGACAACAUCGAGAGACAUCGAUCGAAAUUGGGAAAUUCGCUUGACUGCCUACCCCUCCUGGAACGGAACUGUGAUAGUGAUGAGGAGUUUAGUGCUUAGUUUUGUGGCCACCGCGGCAGCGUUGGUGGCGCUAGCCAGUGGAAAUCCUCUUUUCUAUGAUAGCAAACCCACAGCAGUGGUCAGUAAGGUGGAUUUUACUGACUCAACAAUCGACCACGACCGAAUCAGCCCGCUGGUUGAUAUAGACGCCGCAGAAGAACCGACCUCGGAUGAUAGAGCUGAUCCGGCAGAAAAUGAAAUCGACGUUACUGACAAGGUUGCGCCUGUCACAACAGCUUCAUCGAGCAGUUCGAUGACAACCGCAUCUUCGAGUACCACAGCUACAAAUGGAGCUGCUGAAGAGAGCAGUAAUUUGGAGGCGGAAAAGUCAGAAGGAGAAGGAAUGACUGCAGUUGUGGAUGAAACUGGAGUUGACAGCCCGGCAACAACGGAAAUCGUCUCCACGGAGAGUACUGAUGAGAAUUCCAACUCUCAAGAAACGACAACUGCUGAUGCUUCAGAAAGUGUAACGGCAGUCACAGAAGAUAGUUCAAUUUUUUCAGUGCCUACGACUGCUGACCCUGCAGAAAGCUUAACAGAAACAGAGGCAAGCUCAACUCCUACAGAAACUACGACAGCUGACUACUCGGAAAGCUCAACAGCGCUUACAGAUGAAAACUCAGCACCUACUACUGUUGAACCUGUUGAAAGUUCAACAGUGACAGAAGUAAACUCAACUCCUUCGGAAACUACGACAGAAAACUCGGCAGAAAAUUUUACAGAGGUUACAGAGGAAAACCAAACAACUGCUACAGAACAAAACUCAACACCUUCCGAAACUUCAACAGCUGAUCCUUCGGACAAUUCAACGACAGUUACAGAGGAAAAUUCAACCCCUUCAGAAACUACUACUACUGACCCCACAGAAAAUCAGACGACAGUUACAGAGGAAAACUCAACAACUGUCACAGAUGGGAGCUCAACCUCUACGGAAACAACGACAGCUGACCCUUCGGAAAAUUUGACAGAUGUUACAGAAGAAAAUUCAACCACUCUCACAGAAGAAAGUUCAACCCCUUCAGUGACUACGACAGCAGACCCUGAAGAAAGUUCAACAGUGACAGAGGAAAACUCAACAACUGUCACAGAAGAGAACUCAACUCUUUCAGAAACUACGACAGCUGAUCCUGAAGAAAGUUCGACAGGGACAGAGGAAAGUUUAACGACAGUUACAGAGGAGACCUCAACCCCUUCAGAAACAUCGACCGCCGAUCCUGAAGAAACGACAGUCACAGAGGAAAGUUCAACAGUGACAGAGGAAAACUCAACAACUGUCACGGAAGAGAACUCAACUCUUUCAGAAACUACGACAGUUGAUCCCGAAGAAAGUUCGACAGUGACAGAGGAAAGUUCAUCCCCUUCAGAAACCACAACUAACGAUCCCGAAGAAAGUUCGACAGUGACAGAGGAGACCUCAACCCUUUCGGAAAUCUCCACCACGGAAGUGGCAACGAGUGAGGCAAUCUCAACUACAACGGGAACAGUGACUGUUACGGAAGGUGUAACAACGACGACCACGGAAGCAACAACGACUGAAGCGAUUAGUACGACCACGAUGGCCGUCGAAACGACAACUGCGGCUGCUUCCGUCAGCACUGCGGUCAGUUUGGCGUGUUUCCUGUUAACUGCAUUGGUGCUUGUGCGCUAAAUUUAUAGUCAAUGUCGCCCUUGAAGAAGUCAAGUGGAUGCGUUUAACACGUCGUCCUACAAGCCAAAGGUUUUAACCUGCUGCAAGCCGUCCAGCUGCAGGUGGUUAUCAACUCGUCGUAUCUAAUCGGCAAGGAUUAGGGAUUGCGCACUUGAAUAAACCAAAAUCCGUGAUGGUUGAUUGUUGAGAGCAGGAUGAGAGAUUGUUUAUAAACGAUUGCCAAUUGAGUGUGAAUAAUAACAGCAACAGAGAGAGUCGUUUAAGUUUAGUCUAGUUGUAAGGCUUAGCUAGGUAAUUGAGCAGUUCAAUAAAUUGUUGAGUUGAAAUGCAUGUUGCAUGUAUGUAAACAUUGUCACGUUGUUUAUGGAAACGAAUUAUGGUUUAUGUUAUUUGCUGUAAAUUAAAAUGUCUUGAAAGUGUCUUCAUAGAAACAUUC